Messenger RNA from Anopheles nili, 1335 nucleotides. It is a transcript of the gene stv, whose product is annotated as BAG domain-containing protein Samui. The record is from RefSeq and is a predicted model, not a curated record. Gene Ontology annotation, molecular function: adenyl-nucleotide exchange factor activity; protein-folding chaperone binding. Bases 230 to 1243 code for a protein of 337 amino acids. Lineage: Eukaryota; Metazoa; Arthropoda; Insecta; Diptera; Culicidae. The transcript is spliced from 2 exons. Gene Ontology annotation, biological process: protein stabilization. Gene Ontology annotation, cellular component: membrane; cytoplasm; nucleus.
UAAGGCGUGUGAACAAUUCGCACAAGUGCCCGGAACCGACAGAAACCAGGAAAACGAACCUGGGGAAGAUUCGCCAACGUUCUAGAACAAAUCGCAUUGGUUUUCGUUGGGCAGAGAAGGAGAGCAAGUGUAUGACAAAUAGCGCAACCCAGAGCAAGUGACAGAGCUUUCUUACGCACUUUGCACGACACGUUUCCUACGCAGAAAGUAAGCACCAAAAGCUGUCAGCAUGUCAUCACAACAGGAGCAACCACAGCAGCCUACUGUGCGACACAUUCCGAUUUUCGUUGAAGGACGAUCGGAACCGCUAGUAAAUAAAGCACCAGAAUCGCAACCGUCGCAGUCAUCGCAUCCUUCCCAGCCACCGAGCGGCAUGGAGAAUCCUAACAUGGAGUUCCCGAAAGCAAACGAGAAUGACCUAUUCGAUCGUCACUUUAAGCGCGGUGACAACUUCAAAAGUAUUUUUGACCAAGCGCGCGACAUCCCGGUGCGGUCCUUCGUGAGCUCUACCUUCAUGCCGAUGUCGAGUGGUUUCAAGCGGGAACCGUCACCGGGUGCCAGUCGAACAUCGCCUUUUUCCGAUGCAGCCAGCUAUAAGCGAUCGGACACAGACCCGCAGAGUGCUCAUAUGCCCCGCGGAUCGUCGAUGCCGAGGCAAACACCGUCACCUCCGAAUGCGAGCCAAACGCAACCUAAGCAGCCUCAGCAGGCGGCUCCCCAGCAGCAGCAACAGCAACCUCAACAGGAGCACGUGGAAGCGCAAGCGGUGGGGCAAGAUCACCCGGACUGCCGUCCAAAGAUGCCGCUCAAGGACGAUCCGAUAAUGAAGAUUCAGAAGAUACAGAAAGACGUCCUUGCCAUUUUCGAUCAGGUGGAGCUGUUCAAGGGCGGAAAGGAUGGCAAGAAAGACAAAACGUACAUGUACUUGGACGAGAUGUUGACGCAAAACCUGUUGAAGCUGGACUCGAUUGAUGCCGAAGAUCAGCCACAAAUUAAGUCCGCACGGAAGGAGGCGAUCAAAAGCAUAAACACCUGCAUUGCGGUGCUGGAGGCGAAGGCGGAGGCCGGUGCUAGUGGGAGUACCAACGCCAGUUCCAGCUCGAUAGGUAAAACGAGCAGUACCAACGGUAUGGAGCCAAACGGCAUCGUGGGGGAUGGGAAAUCUGCCUCGAACACGUCAAUUUCCCGUACGUCAUCUAACUCUAGUCAUCAGCAGCAACCUAAUUUAGAAUCGAAUCAAUAAUGGAACGAAAAGUGUCCCGAUACUCGUUUCCUACCAGUGCGCGACUGCCGGUGCUCUGUGCAGCUGAAAAUGGUGAGAGAUUGUCUAUGUUA